Hyposmocoma kahamanoa is the source of this 3013-nucleotide messenger RNA. RefSeq lists its product as uncharacterized. The record is from RefSeq and is a predicted model, not a curated record. NCBI's taxonomy places the organism in Eukaryota, Metazoa, Arthropoda, Insecta, Lepidoptera, Cosmopterigidae. The coding region runs from base 594 to 1979 and encodes 461 amino acids. The transcript has 8 exons.
GCUAGCGCGCUCGCCCGCCGUCCGCCUCAACGCCUCCGCGCUCUUACAACCGCUCUAUUCAUCAAUAAAAAGAUGCCUCCCUAAGUGUAAAUAAUCGUGUGUGUUGUCGUAACAUGUCAAUUUAGCUACGUUGUAAAGUUCCGUGCAAUACGCGCGAGAGUCCGUGAUUGUUAGCUGCCUGUAGUGUCUUCCUUCAUAGUUGUACAAGAUUGACUGUUUAAGAGCGCAGUUUGUUUUGAUGAGAAACGAUGAUGAACGAGUCCUAUAAUGCUGUAUAAAAGCAGUACAUAGGUCUAUUAUUCAAGCAAUAAUUCACAAAACUUAGGAACCCCGUAGGAAAAUAGACGCUAUAACAAGUGCUAAAGUUAAAUAUAUAGUCUAUAGAAAACUUUGAUACAAAAUCUUCCAUAUUUUAACUAGUGUUACCAAAGAAACGUUAAUUAUAAGCGAAAAUGUGGUGUGACUCUUAGUUGAUAUAGGUAAAAGUGCAAAAUGAUUCGUAAUAUUAAAAUCCGAAUUGCCCGGGCUCCAAGCUCGGAGGACAGUCAAAGACAAAAGCGGUUGGCAUAAUAAAAAAUAAUGUUAAUAAAAAAAUGCCGCAACGCGCGCCGACAUCGUCCAGCUUGAUGCGACCGUUCGUGGUGUUGGCCCUGCCCGGAAUGUAUUUGCUGUAUAAGUACAACCAGUACCGCCAGCAGCAAAUGGAGACCGCGCGGCGCCGAGUCACCGAGCGGGAGCUUAUGCACCUCAACACUAAAAUCGAUAAAUUGCUCAAUAAGCUGGAAGAAAACGAACCUGAGCUUGCCACUUCGCCCGAAGAAGAAUGUGUAAUAUGCGUGAACGCGAAAGCGACGAUGCAGACGUCGCCCUGUGGCCACCGCGUUGUAUGCCGACGCUGCUUCGUCAAGACCAUCCAGAUGGCCGUCAGCCAGCGCCUGCUGCCGCUACGGUGCGUCAUCUGCCGCGCCAAAAUCCUGCGACUGCGGCAGGCGCCACAACUUGUUACCAGCAAGAGCUGGCAGGUGUCGAGCAGCAGCGGCAGCGGCAAACCGUCAUGGGGGGUACCGGGCUCGGUAUCCAGCUACUCGGUGGGCGCGCGCUCCGUACCGGCCUCCGCCUCGCUAUACUCUGUUACUAGUGGAGAGUCUUCCCUCUCAGGAGUGUCUUCCGUCUCAUCUAAUAGCGGUGGCAAUGUGAGCAACGCCUGCUCGACGAAGCUAUGUGGUGGCGCUAAAUGCGGUGGCGCCUGUCUGGGCGCAGUGCCACGUGCCACCACAUCUGCGCCAUCGCGGCCUCGACAGCCCGCCUCCCAUGCGCUGCGGCGAAGCCAGCAUCAUAGCAUGAAGGCCCGGCUGCAAGAAUAUCAAGUACACAGUUACACCGGAGGGCCGGCGACGACAGCGGGCGAACCCUCCGGGCGGUUACCUCCAAUUCGGGAGUUCCAGAGGGAAUUCCGGGAGGGUCGGCGAGAAAGCGCCGCUGCGGCCUCCGCAUCCACUAGAAUAAGAUGUGCACAGAAAAUAGUGACGCAGCUAGAAACCUCACCGCAAAAGAAUAAACCGCAUUUCUUCCGGCCUCUAAAACCUUCGAACAAGGACGACUCACCCAAAUCCGGAGAUCAAAGCAAAGAGACUGAAAGGAAAAAAGAAAACCCCAAAGCUAAAUCAAAGAAAGAAGACAAGAAGAAGAAAGAUGACGAUACUAAACAAGAAGAAAAAAAUAAGAAGGAUGAGAGCAGCGACAACAAAAAGAAUGAGAACGCAGAAAGAAAGAAAGAGGAAAAGCUGAGACUCAAAGCGGAGAAGGAAGCCAAAAAAGAAGCAAAGCUUCUGGCUAAAGAGGAAGAAAGGCAAGCUAAGCUUCUUGCCAAGGAAGAAGAGCGACAAGCCAAACUGCUAGCGAAGGAAGAAAAGAAAAAGGCCAAAAAAGAAGCAAAGCUCGCAGCACAGGCAGAAAAGGAAAAGGAGAAAAAUAAAUAGAUAUAGGUACCAUUUAACUUUUACAUUGUAGGAACUCGUAGCCGUCUUUAGGUAUUAGAUUCGACAUUUGUUAUUAUUGACAAUUUUAAUAGCGUGUAAACAAAUCUACUGUCCAUCUAGUCAGUCCAACCUACCUUUCCGAUUACAAAUUACUAAUUAUUCCGUUUAGUUUUCCACUUCCGUGACAUUUCCAUUGUGUUGAAAAUUGAAAUUGUUUAGCUGCGUUUUUCCCUUUUCAAUUGUUAUUAAAUUUAGGGAUGUUGUAUAUAGUUUUAAAGUGAAACGUUAUUAUGAGAAGCAACCUAAAUAGUUGUGUGUAAUAAUUGGAACUCUACAAACUGCGAAGACUGAAAGAAGGGGAUAAUGAAACCAUAUCGUUUUGUAAUUUACUUACGUAACAGUGUAGUUAAGAGCUUCGUGCAUCCAGCACCGCCAAAGUAAUUAUUUUUGUAAGAUACUGAGUUAGUCGUAUUUCUGUUCUAGGCGAAGCUUUCAUACUACAUACUUAUAAGGAUUGUUUUCAUAACCAUUUGUGGGAGUACUUAUUGUUUAAGUACAGAAGUUUGCAAAAAUGAAAUGUUUGAUCGUGUAAUUUAUUUAAGGAAUUGAUUAUUUAGUUGUUUUAGGUUACAUUGUGAUUACAAUAAGCCUUGAAAUAAAUCAGAAAACUCUACAUCUAACAUUUUCAUUUCCAUAUAUCUGUAAAUCGUUCGUGUGAAACAAUGAUGGCGUAUAAAAACUCAAAUAUAGACGGAGGCAAAGUUAGUUUAUUUUUGUACAAAAUAUAUAUAGUUACGCAAAAAGAAAAAUUGUACUUACAUCGUCAGGAGUACACGUGCAAUCCAUCAAAAUUAUCUAAUAAAAAUAAUGUGUAGACACUUCCAAAUUGGUCAAUUAUGUUCAGAGUGUUCAAAGUAUAUCAACAUUUCAUAAAUAUCAACCACAUGGGAAAUAAAUUUAAGUUGUUCUUAGAUUUUAACUUCACAUGGUACCUAUUUAUCAAUUUUGCACUUUGGAUGUGUACUUACUUAACG